AUGCUCCGAACAGGCUGUAAAUUAGCACGGGUUGUAUCGCAAUCGGCAUGCAGGUCACGUACAUAUGCUACUGUAGGGCAAGAUCCACUAGGCUUCUUUCCAAAUGAACCAGCAAAACCCGUUAUCAAAUCAUCCAUUCCAGGCCCAGCAUCUCUUAAAUUCAUCAAGCAGCUGGACAAAUACCAGGACUCUCGAGCUGUAUACUUUGCCGUCGACACCGCAAACAGUCAGGGAAAUUACAUUGCUGAUGCUGAUGGCAACAUGAUGUUGGACGUGUACGCUCAGAUUGCAUCGAUUGCUAUCGGAUACAACAAUCCUGCUCUUCUUGAAGCUGCCAAGAGCGACAAAUGGACUCGAGCAAUGAUCAAUCGACCUGCUCUUGGUGUCUUCCCUCCAACCGAUUGGGUCGAAUCACUAGAGAACUCCUUCCUUCGAGUAAAACCCGCGGGCCUAAACCAAAUCUUUACAGCAAUGUGUGGUUCAUGUGCCAAUGAAAUCGCAUUCAAGGCUGCAUUCAUAUUCCAACAGGCCAAGAAACGUGGAUCCAGUGUCGAUUUCUCAUCCGAAGAAUUGAAUUCUUGUAUGGUCAAUCAGCCACCUGGCAGUCCAUACUACUCGAUAUUGAGUAUGAGUGGUGCCUUCCAUGGACGUACUUUGGGUACUUUAUCUGCUACGAGAAGUAAAGCUAUUCAUAAAUUGGAUAUCCCUGCUAUGCCAUGGCCGAAAGCUCAGUUCCCUAUAAUCAAACACCCGUAUGCUGCUAAUGAAGCUGCAAACAAGGCCGCUGAAGCAAAGUCUUUGGCUGAAAUGGAGUCAAUAAUCAAGAAUGCCAAGAUUCCUGUUGCUGCUUUGAUUAUUGAGCCCAUUCAGGGAGAAGGUGGUGACAAUGCCGCAUCUCCAGCCUACUACCAAGGCAUUCGAGAACUCACCAAGAGAUUGGGCGUAUUGAUGAUUGUUGAUGAAGUACAAACCGGUGUUGGUGCUUCUGGAAAGUUCUGGGCUCACGAAUACUGGAAUUUGACAACACCACCAGACAUGGUGACAUUCUCAAAGAAGAUGCAAGCUGCCGGAUUCUACCACAAUCUGGAAACUAGACCUGCUCAACCCUACCGAAACUUCAACACUUGGAUGGGUGAUCCAAUUCGAGCCUACCAAGCUGAAGUGAUUAUCGAUCAAAUCUUUAAAAAGGAUUUACUCAAAGUCGUGAAUGAGUCUGGAGCGCAUACUCGUGCUGGUUUGGAUUUGUUGGCUAGUAAACAUCCAAAAUACGUCUCGAGUGUUCGUGGAUACGGUACACAUUUAGCAUUUGAUUCUGCUGAUGGACCUACUCGAGACAAGUUAGUCUCUGCUCUUCGACAACGCGGUGUAAACUCUGGUGGAUCUGGCGACCAUUCAGUCAGAAUGCGUCCCAUGCUGGUCUACCAAAAGAAGCACGCUGAUAUUUUCUUGAACACUCUGGAAGAAACUAUCAAGAGUCUUUAA
Molecule: messenger RNA, 1482 nt
Organism: Synchytrium microbalum
Lineage: Eukaryota; Fungi; Chytridiomycota; Chytridiomycetes; Synchytriales; Synchytriaceae
Gene: UGA1
Product: 4-aminobutyrate---2-oxoglutarate transaminase
Exons: 8
Coding region: 1-1482 (493 amino acids)
Biological process (GO): GABA catabolic process
Cellular component (GO): mitochondrion
Molecular function (GO): pyridoxal phosphate binding
Source: RefSeq, a predicted model, not a curated record